UGUUAUCAAAAGUAGUUAAGUCUUGUCGAAUAUAUCCGCCCUAUCUGACCAUACGGGAGAUAAGCGCAGCUGUAUCUGGCUUCCGCAAGUAUAAAACUGAUACGGCUAACGCAGAAGUGAGUCGACAGUCCCAAGUUUGUGAUAAUUCUAAGAAACCUCGGUACUCCUCAAGAGAGCCUUCAUUACGAAGAAUGAAAUUUAACUACCCAGUUGCAAGAAGAGAUGAAAGUGUAACAGAAGAAUACCACGGAAUAGAGAUAAGUGAUCCUUACCGAUGGCUUGAGGACCCAGAUUCAUCUGAAACAGCUAAAUUUGUUGAUGAACAAAAUGCUGUUACAAGACCCUAUCUCGAUAGUUGCCCAGUGAGAUCAGACAUAAACUCAAGACUUACAGAACUAUGGAACUAUCCAAAGUAUUCAUGCCCGUAUAGACAUGGAGAGAGAUAUUUCUUCUAUAUGAAUACUGGACUGCAGAAUCAGAGUGUACUGUAUGUUCAAGAUUCAUUACACUCAGAACCUAGAGUGUUUUUAGACCCCAACACAUUGUCAGAAGAUGGAACAGUUGCGUUAUCUCGAACACGAUUUUCUGAAGAUGGAGAAACAUUAGCAUAUGGACUUAGUAGGAGUGGUUCUGACUGGAUUACAAUACAUUUCAAAGAUGUCAAAAGUGGCAAUGAAUACCCCGAAGUGUUAGAGAAAGUUAAGUUCUCACCAAUGACUUGGACUCAUGAUAACAAAGGAAUAUUUUAUGGUCGAUAUCCGGACCAAGAGGGAAAAACUGAUGGUUCAGAAACAGUUAGCAACCAACAUCAGAAGCUCUAUUACCACCUCAUUGGAACUCCUCAGUCAGAAGAUGUGCUUGUAGUAGAAUUUCCUGAUGAACCAUUGUGGAGAAUUGGUGCUGAAGUGAGUGAUUGUGGGCAGUGGUUGAUUAUUACACCUCAGAAGGAUUGCAGAGAUAAUUUGUUAUUUUUCUGUGACCUUGACAUUUUGCCCAAUGGAAAAAUAUCUGGAAAGCUUCCACUGACCCAAGUUGUACAUAAAUUUGAAGCAGAUUAUGAGUAUGUUACUAAUGAAGGGCCAGAAUGUAUUUUCCGCACCAAUAAGGAUGCUCCAAAUUACCGUCUUGUGAAAAUAAAUUUCCUGGAUCCAGUGCAAGAGAAAUGGACAACACUGAUAAAGGAGCAUUCUAAAGAUGUUUUGGACUGGGCUAGUCCUGUAAAUCAAGACAAAUUAGCUGUUUGUUACAUCCAUGAUGUUAAGAGUGUACUACAAUUGCAUGAUUUAAAUAAUGGUAGUUUGCUGAAAACAUUUCCCCUUGAUGUGGGCACGGUUACGGGCUAUUCGGGAAAGAAGAAACAUUCAGAGAUGUUUUACCAGUUUACGUCAUUUCUAACCCCUGGAAUUAUAUAUCACUGUGAUCUCACAAAGGAGGAACUAGAACCAUCUGUCUUUAGAGAGAUAAAAUUCCAGGGAUUUGAUCCCAGUCCAUAUGAAACUAAACAAGUAUUUUUUUCAAGCAAAGAUGGCACCCAAGUUCCAAUGUUCAUCGUCCAUAAAAAGGGUCUAGUGCAAGAUGGAAGCAAUCCAUGUCUGCUAUAUGGUUAUGGAGGUUUUAAUGUCAGCAUUCAACCGACAUUUAGUGUUACAAGACUGGUGUUCAUUCAGCACUUUGGGGGUAUAUUGGCUGUAGCUAAUAUUAGAGGCGGAGGAGAAUAUGGGGAAGCUUGGCACAAUGCUGGUAGACUUUUCAACAAGCAGAAUGUGUUUGAUGAUUUCCAGUGUGCUGCUGAGUAUCUUAUAAAAGAAAAAUUCACAUCAAGUAACAAACUUACUAUUCAGGGUGGUUCUAAUGGAGGACUUCUAGUAGCAGCAUGUAUAAACCAAAGACCAGAGCUUUUUGGUGCAGCUAUUGCUCAAGUUGGUGUUCUUGAUAUGCUGAGAUUUCAUAAGUUCACAAUUGGUUAUGCGUGGGUGUCAGACUAUGGCAGUUCAGAUGACCAAAAACAUUUUGAAAAUCUGCUUAAAUUUUCACCUCUUCAUAAUGUGAAAGUUCCAGAUGGAGAUGGAACACAGUAUCCAGCCACUCUAUUGUUAACUGCUGAUCAUGAUGACAGAGUUGUUCCUCUCCACUCCCUGAAGUUCAUUGCAACACUACAUCAUGUUCUGCGAGAUGUGAAGAAACAGACAAACCCUCUGCUUAUACGUAUUGAAACAAAAGCAGGACAUGGAGGAGGAAAACCAACAGCCAAACUGAUAGAAGAAAGCACUGACAUCUUAUGCUUCUUGGUACAAGCACUUGGACUUGAGUUUAAAAAAUGAAGAAUCUGUGGUUCAUCAGGAGAUACUACUGAAAAUGAAGACUAUUUGGAAAGUCCCAUCUGCAGAAGAUCCUUGUGUACUUACACGCAGACUUAACCACCAUCACAUCUGCCAAGGCCUAAGGAUUUCUGAGAAGCAUUUGAUUGUGUGUGUGUGUGUGUGUGUGUGUGUGUGUGUGUGUGUGUGUGUGUGUGUGUGUGUGAGAGAGAGAGAGAGAGAGAGAGAGAGAGAGAGAGAGAGAGUGAGAGUGAGUUCAAUUCUGUUUGUCAUUGUAUGUAUGUACAGUGUCGAUAUUAAUUAUAUUUGACAUGCAGAUAUGCCUCAGAAGGAAAAAAAGUUUUUGCCAUGCAUGUGAUGUAUGCUAUAUAUUGCAUUUUUUCUGUUGUAUGCUGUUUUUUGCAGUGAAUCCCAAUGUUCGUGAAUAUUGAAAAAAAUGAUCACAUCACGCCAUUUAUAAUUGGGCACCAAACUUUGUGUACAGUGCUGAGUAUUACGCAAUACAUAUUGUAACAGGCGUGUCAAAACUUUGAACUGUUGGCUGUGUAAUUUUAGAAGGAAAUGGAGAUUAAUAUGCUAGUAAUAAUUGUUUGUAAUGAUGCCCCUGAACAAAACAAGUGUUGCAUUUUAUGGAAUAUUUGUUAUUAAGGUGUGGUAAUUUUUAGACUGUGGACUUACUUUUGGCACGUCUUUGAGAGAAAUGCGUUGAGCUGAAGAUACCAAAGGUGUAAAAUUUACAUUACCUGUAAGGCUUUGUGCACUAGUGCUUCAUAACUUCUAAAAGUACAAAUUAAUGGAGGCUAGGAGGCAGUUAUGAACAGUAAAAUGAUAUUCUGUGAUGCAUUGUUGUUUAUGUAAUCCAUUGCUUUACAAUUUCAAAGCAAUUAAAUAAGUUACUUUUUCCUAACUUCGCAAGAUCUCACAUUAUUUUGCUAUAAUUAGCUACUGUAUUUCAAAAUCUGUAUUUGUCCAGAGUUCAGUAUUUAAAAUUUAUAUACAUUAUUUGCUCAAUGGCAGUGGUUUUACUGUCAGUCACAAAUUAUUUAUUUAUAACAGUGACAAAAUGGUACCACUCCCACUCUCGUCUUUGAGCUGUUUGGUGGAUUUAAAAGUAAUUGCCACAAAAUAUUAGCUCUUAUCUUAAGCUUAACUUUCACCUAGAUCUGAUGUAUAUAAAAUAUCACUAAAAAGCUGCUGUAUUUCAAGAAAAAAGUAAGCCCUGUGUGUCAUAGUGUGAUGUGUUAGAAGAAUUUGACAUUAAACUGUCUGUUGGAUCACUAUAAAUAAUCAUGGCAUGUAACAUGUGUGCCAUGAGAGGGAUGUAUUUGGAGUAGUCCACAGGUUUGUUGUCUCCUGUUAGGAAUGAAUUUCUUUUCUUCAUUAGUAAGGAAAUGUGAGACAAAAUUUGUUAAAUUAUUCAGUUGUUAGGUAUAGUAUGCGAUGAUAUCUGUAUUCCUAUAUUACAAUGUCACAAAUUUUGGCUUCAAAUAGUUUGCGACCUUAAAUUGUUGUAUAUGGGCAAAGAAGUAACAAAUGUGUAUUUGGUGUGCUUUGUUUUGGUCUCCGUGUAAUUUAUUGUUGCCAUUUUCUUUUGAAAAGUUUGACUAGUAGGAAAACAGUGGUUAUCUGUGUUUUAUUAUUCAUAUGGGUCAAUCCUGGGUGGUGUACAAGAAGUGGAAUGUAUCAAAAUAACCACCCACAGGCACAAUGUGGUGGGGCACUGAGUGAUGGGUAGGCACAUCAAGAACUGAAAUAUGAUGUUUCAACUUAAAAACUUCCAUUUUUCUUCAGGGUUUAAUAUGUGUGUAUUGUUGAUAUAUUUUUUGAUGUAACUCGAUCUACAGUUCUCAUUAAUGGUGGGCUGAACUCCAUUGGUAACGAGCACAUUUACCUGAGUACUACUGCCUUUAAAAUGAAAAUGUGAAAGUUAGUACUGAAAAUUCAGUUUCUUUUAAUAUAUUUGGAAUACCUUCACUACGAAACCAGACUAAAAUAAGAAUGAUCACAAAUUGCACUGGUUUACUAUCUGUGGAGUAGAAAUUAGAAAAUUGUUUCCCUCAUCUGCAGCUAAGAGCGAAUUAAAGAAAAGUGGUAGGGAGUUCACAAGUGAACAUGGGUGAGGGACACAUCUAGAUAAGAGCGAGCUAAUUAUUGUAUGACUCCAUAUUCUCACUGUCAGAAUGUAUUUAGUUGUCUAUUUGUAGGUGAUAUACUGUAAUUCUCUGUUCUAUAUGAAGAGUCUGAGUGUAUAGUUCAGACAGUGAAGGAGUUUUCCAUACUAAGUUUUUCCAGCUUAAAUUUACUCAUUUAAGAUACCUGUAAAUUAAAUUUCCUUUUACUGGACAUUUUGUCGUAGACAAUAAAUUAAAAAGUGUUUUAAACAGGGUUUAGUAUCUGAUGGAAACUUCCUAUGUUUUGCUUCAAAAUAUGAAGUAACAAAAGUAAUUAAUGAUGUUCCUCUACACUAUUCCUUUUCAUAUGUUCAUUGCAUGGCAGCUUAAUCUUUACGAUCUGAUUCUUCAUCCAUAAUUCAUUUCUAAUUACGUACCUAAUAGUUUUUGUGUGACUUCUAACACGGGUAGAGAUACAGACGUGAAGUUAUUGAAAUCAGUGCUCUGAAGGUGGAAACUGUAAUGUGUACUAUGUGCUAUUAUAUUUAGGCAGAGAGAUUUUAAAAUUCAGAAGUUUUUCUCUGAUUUUUUAAACUAGUCGUAUUGCCUGUAAAAUACAUGUUUACAAAAUUGUAAUGCUUAUAAUGGGUGAUAAUCGAAAAAGUGGCUUAUAAAUUUUGUAUAUAUCAAGUUUAACAAGAUACAUAUGGAUUGUCAAGUGCAUGUGUCAUAGUUAAGAACUUCGCUGUAACAGUUUUCUGUUAAUAUACAUAUAUAUUUUUGGAUAUAUUUGUUGUUUCAGUACAGGUAAGAUGCAGUUUCAAGCAUGUUAAGAGGCAACUGAACAGGUGCAGUAUGCAUCUGUGUCAGAAAGCUGUAACAUACUACUCAAAAAUAACUUUAAUGCCAGUUACUCAUAUCAUUGUUAGCUGUUACUAAUGUUUUUGUAAGUGGUGAUUGUGUCGUCACAGUGAUGUGUUCCACUGAACUCAUAAUUGCUAAUUUUAGGAUGUAGUAAUAAAUCAUUGGUAGGUGAAGCAUUAACACUGCAGUUUACAAAAUAAUCUAAACUAUUUAGUGUAUUAAGUCUCUUUGUUUUACUGUAUAUGUACAUGAGACUCCAGUUGGAGAUUGUGCAAGAACUUGUUAGUAUAUUUUUACUUGUGCCAGUGCUACUGGUAUGGUUAUUGUGCCAGAAUUUCUACAGUCCUGUCAAUUUGUUAACUAUUCAAUCCCUUCAUACUGGUGUACUUGUAGAGCUAAUUCAAAUUUAAUCAGCCCCUAAUGUUGCUGUAACGACAGGGUGACGGUUAUUGAACUACAUGAAAAAGAAAAAACACCAUAAAUUAGUUACAAACUACAGUGUGUACUCACUUUAUUCAAAAUGUAAACGUCACUACAGAUAUUUGGCUCUAGUUAUGACUUCUUGGAUUUGCUGCCAUCAUUGACGAUGUGGCGCAGACGAAUAGUGAAAUUCUGCACGACCUGCUGAAGUGUGAAACAUCAGUGACCUCCUGAAUAGCUGUUUUCAGCUCAGCAGUGGUUUUGGGGUUGUUGCUCUACAACUUGUCUUCUAUGUAGCCCCCACAAAAAGGAGACACGUGUUCAGAUCAAGAGAAUAUGGUGGUCAAUCAAGGCCAAUGCCAGUGGCCUCUGGGUACCCUACAGCCAGAAUGCAGUCCCCCAAGUUCUCCUCCAGGACAUUAAACACUCUCCUUCUAUGAUGGCAUUGAGCUCAGUCUUGUAUGAACCACAUCAUGUCGAAAUUAGGGUUACUUUGGAUAAUGGGGAUGAAAUCAUCUUCCGGAAUCUUCACAUACCGUUCAGUAGUCACCACGCCAUCAAGGAAUAUCGCACCAGUUAUUCCGUGACUGGGCAUUGCACACCACAAAGUCAUCCAUUGAGAAUGAAGAGACUUCUUGAUAGUGAAAUGCGGUUUCUCUGUCCUGCAGAUGCACCAAUUUUAUUGACGAACCCAUCUAAAUGAAAGUGGACUUCGUCACUAAACCAAAGAUACCAAUUCACAUCAUGUCCUGCAGUCAACCAUGCUUUUUGAAUGUCCUAACGCAAACCAUUCAGAAAUUAUGAUUUUUAUUUAAUAUAUUUCAAUAACUGUCACCCUGUAUAAUCAUUUACCACCAGAAUACACAAAGCCCUGUCCUUACAUUAACUCUCGUAGUUUUGUGCUAGUAUUUUGUCAGUUGUAUUUCAGUUUUCUUCUUCAUGUGCUUCUCUCUAUUUCUUUCUACUUACUACUACGUCUCAUUGAGUGAAUCAGUUUGUGGUGAUUUGUGGUCAUUUACAAUCUCCUUCAGCCAUCUCUCUACUUUUCCCCUCAGUUCUGCAACAGUAUGCUGCCUCUGUAAAACGUAAUUUUCUUAUGUUUACAGAUAAAUUCUGUGUCCUAUCACAACACCAAUCUUCUACAUGGCUGUCAUAUCGUCAAUCUACUUGAUGUAUUUAUUAUAGAUGUGUCAAACUUUGUCACCCAUGUAAAGUAUACAGUUGCAGAGACAAAUAUAUGCAUAAUUUCUUCUGUGUUGCUUCAGAUGGCAGUCAGAAAUUUACUUGUACAAGCAGCCAUUAAUAGUAACCAUGCAGAUCUGAAACCACUGGCAUCAGGCCAUUGACACUAGUAUUACAUGGAUGUUCCAUGAGGACUAGUCAUUUUCAUUCAUAAUGUUCACAAUAAAUACACUAAUCAGAACUUCUCAUUUGCACAUUUGGUGCUGUUAUUGUUAAUUUUUGCAAGUGAAUGUUAUAGGGAUUGCUCUUACGUGAUGGUUUGCUAGCCAUGUGUGCAAUAUUCUCAUUUAUUUGGCAAAUCUGCAUUGGUACAAGUAUUUGCAGUGGAAAAGUUAAUGAAAUAAUGAAAAAAAUGUUAUGGGCACCACCAUUCAUAAAUUCUGAAGUUACAUGGAUUACACACAGUUACAGAAUUCUUAUUAUGCAUUUAGUGACAAAAUUUGUCAUUUUACAUUCCUUCGACAUUGUCUGAACUGCUUAGCCUCUCUCCCAGUUACCAUUUCAAAGUUCACAACACCUAUAUUUUAGUCAAAUUUAUAUAACUUUCAUGUUUACUGUGUUAGAUGGAUAAAUUUAUCAGCAAUAAAUUAAAUGCCAUCAAGUUCAGGACAUUUUCUUCCCAGAUGCAAUUUAUGGGUCGAAGAAGUUAAAUGAAAUGCUUUUUUUAUUUGUUAAUUUAUUGUGGGUGUGCUAUGUUUCUUUGUAAUUGAAGCAUCCUACGUGUAUGAAUUUUUUGAAACUGAAGAAUACCUCAGGUCUGUCGCAUGUAUAAAUGGUAACAUUUUAAAAGUGCUUUAAAGAACUGUUAUGUACUUAAUGAAAUACACACAAUCUGUAAACUGACGGAGUUUUGAUAAAAUAUACUUUAUUUUGUACAUAUGUACUCUGUAUUAUACAGAUAUUAAAACAAAUAAAAAUUCAUAAAGGAUUUUCAUACAUUUUAACAGCAGUUUUAUGCAAAAUAAAAAGCAGUAGCAGUGACA
Messenger RNA from Schistocerca piceifrons (Central American locust), 7938 nucleotides. RefSeq names its product prolyl endopeptidase. Lineage: Eukaryota; Metazoa; Arthropoda; Insecta; Orthoptera; Acrididae. Gene Ontology annotation, biological process: proteolysis. The record is from RefSeq and is a predicted model, not a curated record. The transcript has 15 exons. Bases 192 to 2321 code for a protein of 709 amino acids. Gene Ontology annotation, molecular function: oligopeptidase activity; serine-type endopeptidase activity. Gene Ontology annotation, cellular component: cytosol.